CAACAGGCUUCACUUACAUCUUCUCUGUUUUAUUCCUAUUUUCAUUGAUAUCUUUCUCUCCGAGUCAAUUACACAGAAUCAAAAAUGGCUCGCACAAAGCAGACCACCCGGAAGCCUGUUCCCCGGCGGGGUGGCCGCUUUGGGGGCAAUGGCAACGGCGGCAACGGCACCGGCACUGGCCGCUCGGCACGCCCAUACGGCCCUCAUGAUCUCGACUUGAUAGCUAUGCAAGAAGAGGCAGAGCGUCGGGAGCGAAUCCUAGCCGAUCGCCGCCGUGUUGCUGCCAAGUGGCGCCCCAAGAUCCCCGAGGUCCGUAAGGUGAACUUUGAGAACUUCAAGAACCGCUUCCAGGCCGAGGAUGAGCCCGACUAUGCUGUUGAAGUCCUUGUGGCUGGCCCCGGACUUCAGGGUCAGAUCCGACGUGAGCGUGCGAUGCGCCGUAGCGAAGAGACAGCUCGAGUGCGCAAGAGCUGGUACAGCCUCUACGACAACCACCUCGAUCGCAAGAAGAAGAUUGACCCACUCGACAAGGUAAAACGUGAGAAGAGGAACGAGCUUCUCUCUUCCGAUACCGAGAUUCAGCGGAUUCGUGUGCAGUCGCAGCCCAUUCUGGGACACUUGACAUCAUUCCUCAACGAUACCGAGUCCAGAUCAACCCCCCGCACCUUCAUGCGGCCAUUCAAGGCCUUGGUUUACUUCCAGCCCAAGAUGCGAGAGAUUCUUGCCACACUGGAGGAGAAGUGGGCCGACUAUGAAGAGCUUGAUGAGCAGGACUCAGAUGCCGCUGACACAGCUGCAAGCGAGGAGCCUGAGGUUAUCGUCGAGGUCAUCAACAAAGAUGACACUGAUACAGAAGCCAAGUCUGAUGCGGAUGGUGAGGAUGAUGACAAGGACGAGACUGAGUCACUUGCUUCCGUGGACUCCAACGUCGACGAAGACUUUGAUGGCGUCAUGGAUAGCCCCGAGGCUCUGAGGGACAUGCGGGCCUACGUCAAGUUCAUCGACGACGAAAUCAUGCCCCUCUAUGAGCGCUUCGAGGGCAGCACCGCCGAGAAGGUCAAGUUUGAUGACUUGUGGUCGCUGUUCCGUGUUGGUGACCUCGUUCACAUGCCGGCGGCUGUUGAGGCAGGCGGUCGAUACCAUGAAGUCUGGCGAAUCUACAAGAUCCAGGCGCCUCACCCUGAGACCUCCUAUCCCAAGAACGGCUGGGGCUUUUUCGAUGAAUUUGACGACAUCGAUGAUCAGACCAAGUUCAAAAUCUCGGCUUACUACAUCGACCACGACGGCUCGACCUUUGGUGCUGUCAAGAACAAGUUCGAGAUCGAAGCCUUUGCUGGCGAGCGGUCCAUUGAAUCGCUGCCAUGCUACCCCAUGCGCUACCAGCCUGGUCAUGAAGACCUCAUUGAGGGCCUGAAGGACCAGGGCCGCAGGUUCCUGCAUCUCUUGGAAGACCGCCACCAGCAGCACAAUGCCUGGACGCUGACCAGGAACCCUCCCUCGCACCGCAAUGAUCCCGAUCAGGAAAUCCUGGAGAACGAGUACUACGAGAAGAUGCGCCACCCAGAGUUUGUGGAGAGCGAUGUCAUUGUCGACUUGACAGAGGCCUAUCAGAAGAUGCCCAACUGGCGCCCUGAUUUCCACCAGCUAGCCGUCAGCAAGGCCACCCGCUGCGAGAUCUCGGAGGAUGAGAUGCCAAUCCAGAAAUGGUUCGAUGGUAUGCGCCAGAACAGGUCAUACGUGCAAAAGGAGAUCAUCCAGAAGGCCGAUGGUGUCGAAGCCCGCCAGCGUCGUGACAACCUUGCCGUUGAUACAUUCCUGCGUAACCGCCUUAGAGGAUCUCGCAACUUCGAGGCCAACGCCCAAGCUCUGAAGCUGCGCGAUGAAGACUUGGUGCUGCUCCCUAAGCGUAUGUUCGCUUAUGCCCUGCGAGAACGUCGCUUCAUGCCCGUCGACCUGAACCUUCUCAAGCCUAUCCGACGCGAGGCUGGUGUUUUUGAGAACCUCCGAAUUCACAGUGACUACAAGGAUGUGGUCCGCAGUCUGGUAAUGUCUCAUUUCCGGAAGAAGCAACUUGAGCGACGAUAUGUCGACGCUUCAACCGAGGGACCCGGACAGGAUCUCAUCCAGGGCAAGGGUCGUGGUCUUGUGGUCCUCCUGCAUGGUGUACCUGGUGUUGGUAAGACUGCCACGGCUGAAGCUGUGGCUAUGGAGAACAAGAAGCCGCUGUUUGUCAUUACCUGCGGUGAUCUCGGUCUGUCACCUCACGAGGUCGAGUCCCGUCUGAAGAACGUCUUCCGCCUUGCGCACUUGUGGGACUGCGUGCUCCUGCUGGAUGAGGCCGAUGUUUUCCUGUCACAGCGAUCCAAGCAGGAUAUGACUCGAAAUGCUCUUGUGUCUGUUUUCCUUCGUGUUCUGGAAUACUACAACGGUCUCCUCUUCCUGACAACCAACCGUGUGGGAACUAUCGAUGAGGCCUUCAAGUCUCGUAUCCACCUGUCCCUGUACUACCCACCUCUCGACAAGGCCCAGACAACUGAGAUCUUCCGCCUCAACAUUGCCAAGCUCAAGGUGAUGGAGUCUGAGCGACACAAGAUGACAGGCGAGCCGUCACUUGCAAUCAAAGACGACGAGAUCAUCGAAUUUGCCAACAAGCACUACGAGGAUCUGGCGCGCUCCACAGGUUGCUGGAACGGUCGACAGAUCAGGAAUGCCUUCCAGAUCGCGUCGAGUUUGGCGCUUCACAACUACACCAAGGACGCGGAUGCCGCACGUGCAAAGGGCCAGCUGCCGCCCGCAGCACCUGUGUUGGAUAGGCGGCUGUUUGACAAGGUGCAGAUGUCGACACAGAGCUUUGACAAGCACAUGAAGAAAGAGGAGGGCAAGUAUGAUGACGACUUGCCUCUGAAGGGCACCUUUCAGGACUAAGCUGUUAUGAAGUGACUAAUGGGUGCUAUGGGUUACACGCUCUUUCAGGAUGUUUUUGAUUUGGAUCUGGAUCUUUUAUAUAUGAAUAAGUCAGAUAGGCGCAAUGUCAUAAGGAUUCUAUUACAAC
Molecule: messenger RNA, 3052 nt
Organism: Trichoderma virens Gv29-8
Lineage: Eukaryota; Fungi; Ascomycota; Sordariomycetes; Hypocreales; Hypocreaceae
Exons: 1
Coding region: 85-2925 (946 amino acids)
Molecular function (GO): ATP hydrolysis activity; ATP binding
Source: RefSeq, a predicted model, not a curated record